Messenger RNA from Lolium rigidum, 921 nucleotides. Its product is annotated as expansin-like A4. The record is from RefSeq and is a predicted model, not a curated record. Lineage: Eukaryota; Viridiplantae; Streptophyta; Magnoliopsida; Poales; Poaceae. Bases 1 to 921 code for a protein of 306 amino acids. The transcript has a single exon.
AUGGCCGCCGUGCCGCAGCGGCAGCACCUGUUUCUGAUCCUCGCUCUCGCCGCGGCCGUCGUCCUUCCACAGGUGGCCUCGGCCUCCUCCUACCGCUGCGGCUGGUGUCCGCGUCGCUCCACCGCCUCCCUCCUCCCUCCCGACGCCGGCGCCAUCACCGGCGCCUCCUGCGGAUACGGCCCGGAGACGGUAGCAUCGGAGCUCACCGACGCGGGGUUCCACAUUGCCGCCGUCAGCGCCGGCUUCUUCCGCGACGGCCGAGCCUGCGGCGCGUGCUACCAGCUGAGGUGCAGGGGACGCACGGCCUGCGCGGAGGACGGCGUCAAAGUCGUGGUCGUCGCCGACGCGCCGGACACGAACGUUACAGGCGACGGUGGGUUCAUGCUCACCAGGGACGCCUUCGCCGCCUUGACCAACCGCGGCGGCGAUCUCCUCGCGCGCCAGGACGACGACGACGCGACCAUCGACAUCGACUUCAGAAGGAUACCGUGCGCGUACAGGGACAAGAACCUGUCGGUCCGAGUGGACGAGGCGAGCGUCAGGAGCCGCGGCCGCCUCGUCCUCCGGUUCCUCUACCAGGGCGGGCAGACCGACAUCGCCGCCGUCGAGGUGGCCCAGGCGGUGAACCUUGACGCUGAGCCGUCGCCGGCGUCGAUGUGGCGGUACAUGACGCGGCGCGAGGGGUCGCCGGGGGUGUGGAGCACGUCCCGCGCGCCGGCCGGCCCGCUCCGUUUCAGGGUCGUGGUGACCGCCGGAUCAGGCGGCAAGUGGCUGCAGUCCGCCGGUGCGGUGCUGCCCGCGGAGUGGGCGCCCGGCGGGGUCUACGACACGGGGCUCCGCGUCGCCGACGUUGCAGCCAGCACAUGCGGCGGCGCCUCCUGCGGCUUCGCCGACGAGAGCGGCGACAAGGAGCUCCGAUGA